Molecule: messenger RNA, 2733 nt
Organism: Condylura cristata (star-nosed mole)
Lineage: Eukaryota; Metazoa; Chordata; Mammalia; Eulipotyphla; Talpidae
Gene: TFIP11
Product: tuftelin interacting protein 11
Exons: 13
Coding region: 199-2712 (837 amino acids)
Biological process (GO): spliceosomal complex disassembly
Cellular component (GO): U2-type post-mRNA release spliceosomal complex
Molecular function (GO): nucleic acid binding
Source: RefSeq, a predicted model, not a curated record
GGAAGGGACGAGAGCGUCCGCCUCAGUAGUAGUGGGAGCGAGGGCCGAGGGAGGGGGCUCGCCGGGGCGGCGUUCCGUCUUGCCGGCAGCCCUGCCCGGCCGGGGAAGGGGUGAAGCCGCUCCAGGCUCCUCGGGAGUCUGGGCCUGUGCGGCCCGGAAGAGCCUCCGCAGGUGACCAGCACACAGCAGUGACAAGUUAUGUCACUGUCCCACCUGUACCGGGACGGGGAAGGCCACAUGGAUGACGAUGAGGAUGAGCGAGAGAACUUUGAGAUUACUGACUGGGACCUCCAGAAUGAAUUCAACCCCAACCGGCAGCGCCACUGGCAGACCAAAGAGGAGGCCACCUAUGGAGUGUGGGCAGAACGGGACUCUGAUGAAGAACGGCCCAGCUUUGGAGGCAAACGAGCCCGUGACUACUCUGCGCCAGUCAGCUUCAUCAGCGCGGGACUCAAGAAAGGGGCAGCUGAGGAGGCGGACUUGGAAGAUUCCGAUGAAGAAGAGAAACCUGUCAAACAGGAAGACUUUCCCAAGGAUUUUGGACCAAAGAAGUUAAAAACGGGUGGCAAUUUUAAACCCAGCCAGAAAGGUUUUGCAGGAGGAACCAAAUCUUUCAUGGACUUUGGCAGCUGGGAAAGACACACAAAAGGAAUUGGACAGAAGCUUCUUCAGAAAAUGGGCUAUGUCCCUGGAAGGGGUCUCGGGAAGAAUGCACAAGGUAUCAUUAACCCAAUUGAAGCCAAGCAGAGAAAGGGGAAGGGUGCCGUGGGGGCUUAUGGCUCGGAACGCACCACCCAGUCCCUGCAAGACUUCCCCGUGGUAGACUCGGAAGAAGAAGCUGAAGAGGAGUUUCAGAAGGAGCUGAGCCAGUGGAGGAAAGACCCCAGCGGAAGCAAGAAGAAGCCCAAAUACUCCUACAAGACAGUGGAAGAGUUGAAAGCCAAGGGCAGGAUUAGCAAGAAGCUCACUGCUCCCCAGAAGGAGCUUUCUCAGGUCAAGGUCAUAGACAUGACGGGCCGCGAGCAGAAGGUCUACUACAGCUACAGCCAGAUCAGCCACAAGCACAAUGUCCCCGACGAUGGGCUGCCGCUGCCGUCCCAGCCACUGCCCCAGCCUGGCAAGGAGGCCAAGGCCCCAGGCUUCGCGCUGCCCGAGCUGGAGCACAACCUGCAGCUGCUCAUCGACCUGACAGAGCAGGAAAUCAUCCAGAACGACCGGCAGCUGCAGUACGAGCGGGACAUGGUGGUCAACCUCUCUCACGAGCUGGAGAAGGUGUCGGAGGUCCUGGAGCAUGAGGAGCGUGUCAUCACCAACCUCAGCAAGGUCCUGGAGAUGGUGGAGGAGUGUGAGCGGCGCCUGCAGCCGCACUGCAGCGACCCGCUCACCCUGGGCGAGUGCGCGCGCAUCUUCGAGACGCUGCAGGACAAGUACUACGAGGAGUACCGCAUGUCAGACCGCGUGGACCUGGCCGUGGCCAUCGUCUACCCGCUCAUGAAGGAGUACUUCAAAGAGUGGGACCCUCUCAAAGACUGCACUUACGGCACCGAAAUCAUCUCCAAGUGGAAGAGCCUCCUGGAGAAUGACCAGCUCUUAUCCCACGGAGGGCAGGACCUCUCAGCGGACGCCUUCCACAGGCUGAUAUGGGAGGUCUGGAUGCCUUUUGUCCGAAGCAUCGUCACUCAGUGGCAGCCGAGGAACUGUGACCCGAUGGUGGACUUCUUGGAUAGCUGGGUGCACAUUAUUCCCGUGUGGAUCUCAGACAACAUACUAGACCAGCUCAUCUUCCCCAAGCUGCAGAAGGAGGUGGAGAACUGGAACCCCCUGACAGACACCAUCCCCAUCCACUCCUGGAUCCACCCGUGGCUCCCCCUCAUGCAGGCACGCCUGGAGCCACUGUACUCCCCCAUCCGCAGCAAGCUGUCCAGUGCUCUGCAGAAGUGGCACCCCAGUGACUCAUCUGCCAAGCUCAUUCUCCAGCCCUGGAAAGACGUCUUCACCCCUGGCUCCUGGGAAGCAUUCAUGGUCAAGAACAUCGUCCCCAAGCUGGGGAUGUGUCUGGGAGAGCUGGUCAUCAACCCCCACCAGCAGCACAUGGACGCGUUUUAUUGGGUCAUCGACUGGGAAGGGAUGAUCUCUGUCUCCAGCCUGGUGGGGCUUCUUGAAAAGCACUUCUUCCCCAAAUGGCUUCAGGUGCUGUGCUCCUGGCUCAGUAACAGCCCAAACUAUGAGGAGAUCACUAAGUGGUACCUGGGUUGGAAAUCCAUGUUCUCAGACCAAGUCCUGGCACACCCCUCCGUCAAGGACAAAUUCAAUGAAGCUCUGGACAUCAUGAACAGGGCAGUGUCCUCCAGUGUCGGGGCCUACAUGCAGCCUGGUGCACGGGAGAACAUCGCCUACCUCACCCACACAGAGCGGAGGAAGGACUUCCAGUACGAGGCCAUGCAGGAGCGACGUGAAGCGGAGAACAUGGCCCAGCGGGGCAUCGGUGUGGCUGCCAGCUCUGUGCCUAUGAACUUUAAAGACCUUAUUGAGACCAAGGCUGAGGAGCACAACAUUGUCUUCAUGCCUGUCAUCGGGAAGCGACACGAAGGGAAGCAGCUUUACACCUUCGGUCGUAUUGUCAUCUACAUCGACCGAGGAGUGGUCUUUGUCCAGGGCGAGAAGACCUGGGUGCCCACCUCCCUGCAGAGCCUGAUUGACAUGGCCAAGUAGGCCGCAGCAGGCACAAGCAGG